AUGCCCGAGGUUUAUCUUGUUGUUGGCGGCAGUGGCCUUCUUGGGAGACACAUAGCUAAACAGCUACAUGACCGUGGCGACAAUGUUUCUGUUUUGGAUAUUGUGCAGCGUUACGAUGACAUUCCUUUCCACCAGGGAGACAUUUGCGAUGAAGCAACAGUACUCUCUGUAUUCAAAAAGUGUGGUACAACUUGUGUUAUACACUGCGCGUCCCCUCAAGCCAAAUCCGCCGCACCUGAGCUAUUCUGGAAGGUCAACGUUGGUGGCACAAACACGCUCAUUUCCACUUCCAUUCAGUGUGGCGUCAAUAAGUUUGUGUAUACCAGUUCCUCAGGUGUUGUUUUCGACGGUUCCGAUCUUCAAAACAUUGAUGAAAGUCAUCCGUAUACCCGAAGGGCACUCGAUGUUUACAUGGAUACGAAAAUACAAGCGGAGAAGAUUGUUCUUUCAGCAAAUGGCAAGGAUGGUCUCCUGACAGUAGUGCUGAGGCCAUCUGGCAUUUUUGGACCAGGAGAUCGCCAGCUUAUUGCGGGUUUAUAUAACACCUAUAUGACCGGUCGGACCCACAUUCAGAUAGGGAACAAUAAGAACCUUACUGACUGGACAGCAGUGGUAAAUGUUGCAGAUGCACACAUUCUUGCUGCUGAUCGGCUCAGCGCACCUGUCUCUCCUGAUACGCCUGUUGCUGGCCAAAUAUUCUUCAUUACCAAUGAUGAUCCUUGGUAUUUUUGGGACUUUACCAAUGGCAUCUGGAGUCGAUUAGAUGCAUAUUUUCCAGGGAAGAGGCAGAAGAGAAAGGUUACCAUUAUACCCCGGUGGCUCGGGAUGUGUCUGGGUGCAAUUUUUGAGUUCGAGGCAUGGAUUCGAGGGCGAAAACCCUCAAUGACUCGUUUCACUAUCACUUUCAGCUGUGCUGCGCGUUGGCAUAACAUUAGUAAAGCAAAAAGGGCACUAGGCUAUACACCUCAUGUUUCUGUGUCAAACGAGAUGGAUGAACUGGUGAAGUGGUGGAUGAGCUUGGAUGAGUCUGAGAGGGCAUAG
This is a messenger RNA of Lentinula edodes (shiitake mushroom), 1041 nucleotides long. RefSeq lists its product as uncharacterized. Gene Ontology annotation, biological process: steroid biosynthetic process. The record is from RefSeq and is a predicted model, not a curated record. Bases 1 to 1041 code for a protein of 346 amino acids. Lineage: Eukaryota; Fungi; Basidiomycota; Agaricomycetes; Agaricales; Omphalotaceae. Gene Ontology annotation, molecular function: 3-beta-hydroxy-Delta5-steroid dehydrogenase (NAD+) activity. The transcript has 4 exons.